GGUGGCGCCAUACAUGUGACUCGCAUAUCCGGUCAGAUAAAAAAAAAAACACUGUUCAUCUUUUGGACACAGAUCUGGCGACGCGCAUUUCUCAUGUUUUUUUUUUUUUUUUUUAUUAUUAUUUUUAUUUUCUAACAGUCACUUUAUAAUCUUUUGGCACCGCGGGGGUACCAGGGAGUGGUCAGAAUGUCCGGGGGUCCAGCUGUGCGCGUGAGCAUCGAGUCCUCCUGUGAGAAGCAGGUGCAGGAGGUGGCUUUGGACGGGACAGAGACUUAUGUACCUCCUCUGUCCAUGUCUCAGAACCUGUCCCGACUAGCCCAGCGUAUAGAUUUCACCCAGGGUUCUGGGUCUGAGGACGAAGUAGAGGCAGAGCCCAGGGAGCGCGAGUGGACCAAACACGAGACAGACGAGGAGGAAGGUACAGUGAAGUUCCAGCCCUCCCUGUGGCCCUGGGACUCUGUGAGGAACAACCUGCGUGGCGCCCUGACUGAGAUGUGUGUGCUGUAUGACGUUCUGAGUGUGCUCAAAGAGAAGAAGUACAUGGCCCUGGACCCCGUGUCCCAGGACCCCUCUGCCGGCAAGAGCCCUCAGGUGCUCCAACUCAUCAGUAAGAAGCGCUCCCUGAGCACGGCUGCAGCGGUCCUACUCAGAGGGGCAGAGAAGCUCAGUAAGUCUGUGGCCGAGAACAUGGAGAACCGACGGCAGAGAGACUUCAACUCUGAGCUGCUACGGCUGCGUUCCCAGUGGAAACUCCGCAAAGUGGGAGACAAGAUCCUGGGAGAUCUCAGCUACCGCAGCGCAGGAUCCCUGUUUCCACACCACGGCACGUUUGAGGUCAUCAAAAACACAGACAUUGACCUGGACAAGAAGGUUCCUGAGGACUACUGCCCUCUGAACGUACAGAUCCCCAGUGACCUGGAGGGAUCCGCCUACAUCAAGGUGUCCAUCCAGAAACAAGCUCCCGACAUCGGGGACCUGGGAACCAUCAGCCUGUUCCGAAGGCAGCCCAAAAGCAAAGCAGGAGCCCAGCCGUGGCACGUGAAGCUGGAGGCGGCUCAGAACGUGCUGCUAUGCAAGGAGAUCUUUGCUCAACUCUCCAGAGAGGCCGUGCAGAUCAAGUCUCAGAUCCCUCACAUCGUCGUCAAGAACCAGAUCAUCUCCCAGCCCUUCCCAGGACUGCAGCUUUCCAUCUCCCUGUGCCACUCGUCUGGGGAGAAGAAGAGCCAGAGAGCAGCUCCAGAGAAACCCAAGGCUGAUGACCACCUGUACGUCCUAGAGCACAACCUGCACCAGAUGAUCAGAGAGUUCCAUAAGCAGCAGCUGAGCUCGGUGCUCAUGCCCCACCCGGCCACAGCUCCAUUUGGACACAAGCGUCUGCGGCUGGCAGGUCCUCAGGCCUACACCAAAGCUCAGAUCUCCUCUGUGCAGCAGGGCCAGGGGCUACUCGAGAAGAUCAUCAAGCAGGCCAAGCACAUCUUCCUCCGCAGCAGGACUGCGCGGACCAUCGACAGCCUGGCCAGCCGAAUAGAAGACCCUCAGAUCCAGGCGCACUGGUCCAACAUAAACGAUGUGUAUGAGUCCAGUGUCAAAGUCCUCAUCACAUCCCAGGGCUACGAGCAGAUCUGCAAGUCCAUUCAGCUGCAGCUGAACAUUGGGGUGGAGCAGAUCCGGGUGGUGCACAGAGACGGCCGCGUGGUCACCCUGUCCCACCAGGAGCAGGAGCUGCAGGACUUCCUCCUGUCCCAGAUGUCCCAGCACCAGGUCCACGCUGUGCAGCAGCUGGCCAAAGUCAUGGGCUGGCACGUGCUCAGCUUCAGUAACCACGUGGGGCUCGGGUCCAUCGAGAGUGUGGGCAACGCCUCUGCUGUCACUGUGGCCUCCCCCAAUGGGGACUACGCUAUCUCAGUGCGCAAUGGCCCAGAGAGUGGCUGUAAGGUGCUGGUCCAAUUCCCCAGAAACCAGAGCAAAGAGCUGCAGAAGGGUGACGUGGUCCUGGACUCCAAGUGGAGCCACCUGAGAGGGCCCUACAGAGAGGUGCAUUGGAGCAAGAUGGAGGGCAGGAACUUUGUGUACAAGAUGGAACUGCUGAUGGCUGCACUCACACCUGCUCCCUGAACUGUGUGCACCUCUCCUGUACAAACUGUGCUGU
Messenger RNA from Periophthalmus magnuspinnatus, 2149 nucleotides. It is a transcript of the gene med17, whose product is annotated as mediator complex subunit 17. Lineage: Eukaryota; Metazoa; Chordata; Actinopteri; Gobiiformes; Gobiidae. Gene Ontology annotation, biological process: regulation of transcription by RNA polymerase II. Gene Ontology annotation, molecular function: transcription coregulator activity. Bases 187 to 2115 code for a protein of 642 amino acids. Gene Ontology annotation, cellular component: core mediator complex; mediator complex. The transcript has 13 exons. The record is from RefSeq and is a predicted model, not a curated record.